Molecule: messenger RNA, 2672 nt
Organism: Morone saxatilis (striped sea-bass)
Lineage: Eukaryota; Metazoa; Chordata; Actinopteri; Moronidae
Exons: 8
Coding region: 241-1629 (462 amino acids)
Cellular component (GO): extracellular region
Molecular function (GO): hormone activity
Source: RefSeq, a predicted model, not a curated record
CUAUUUUAUUUUAAGUCUGUGUAUACAUUUAUUCUACACGUGCUUUGGCAACGUAAACGUCUGUUUCCAUGCCAAAUAAAGCCUCUUUGAACGUGAGAAUGUAGCUGAUUGAUCACUCCGCCGGCGGUGUAAACACAAAACGAGUCGACCUCACUUCUCGGAGCAAAACGAGCACCGACAGCGGUGCUAUAGCCAGCUAGCUUUCAUUUAGCAAAAAUCUUUACUAAAAGGCGUUUUGUCAUGGCGGAGGGAAGCGGCAACGUUAACGCCGGUGCGGCGAACCUGCCUGCGGGAGACCCGCAACUUAUCGGGAUGAUUGUGGAGCAUCUGAAGAACCGGGGACUGUUUGACGAGUUCCGUCGGGACUGUCUUGCCGACGUCGAUACGAAGCCUGCCUAUCAGAACCUGCGACAGAAAGUGGACAACUUCGUCACGUCUCAGCUGAGCACACAGGACUGGAACCCGUCCAUCAACAAGAACCAGAUGAGGAACGGGCUGAGGCAGAGUGUCGUGCAAUCGGGUAUGCUGGAGUCCGGUGUGGACAGGAUCAUCACUCAGGUCGUGGACCCCAAGAUGAACCACACUUUCCGGCCGCACAUAGAAACUGCCAUCCACGACUUCCUGUCGGGGGACAGGAGGGAGGAGAACCCCCAGAGCUGUAACUCUGCACCAUGUGAACAAACAGAACCACAAGAUGCCCCGUCUGCCUCGGGCCCCAAAACCCCCUGGUGGUCAUCAGGGGUUGUGCCAGGGAAGCUGAGGGAUGUUGUUUUGAAGCAGGAUGAGACAGAGAACAAGCGGGAAAGAAGCAUGCCGGCGAACUUGUCCGCUGUGUUUUGUGUGUUUUUUGUGCUCCUGGCCUGUCAACAGGUGCGGAUCGUGGAUCCGCAUGAUGUCCAGGAGAAACAAGUGAGCCAGGCCAAAAGACGCCUCUCUUUGCAGAGCACAGCGGAUAUUCAGAGUUGCCUGGUGAGUUCAGGGGAUGUCGGCUGUGGGACGUUUCAGUGUUUCAACAACAACUCCUGUGAAAUCCAAGGGCUGCACCACAUCUGUCUCACUCUGCUGCACAACGCCGGGCGCUACGACUCUCAGGGCAAGUCAUUUGUGAAGGAUGCUUUGCGGUGCAUGGCGCUGGGACUGCGGCAGCGCUUCAGCUGUGUGAGCCGCCGGUGCUCAGCGGUAAAAGAGAUGGUGUUCUCGCUCCAGAGAGAGUGCUAUUCCAAACACCAACUCUGCCUGGCGGUACAGGACCACAUGGACACCAUGGGUAACCUGGUCCAGUUCCACCUGAUGUUUCCCCCGGGACCGUAUGUGGAGCUGAUGAACUUCCUGUUGAAGUGUGGAGACGAGGUCAGGUUGUGGGUCGGCCGGCGACUGCGAGGGCAGUGCGAGCAACAAUGGGGUGCGUUGUGCGGCAGUUUCAGCAACACCUGCUCUCUCAGCCAAUCGGACGCUCCGCCGCACACCACCGCCCCUCCACCCACCAUGCCCUGGCCCAUCACCAUCCAAGGACCCUUGCAGCAGCCAACCAGAGCGGCCGAACUAGAGAACACGAGCGCGCUCAGUAAGGUCAACGCCACCGGAUCUGGUCUGCCAGUGUCUGAGAAAUCCAAUGUUACUGCUUCAUAAAAAGACACGCAGGUCACGCAGAGGUGCAGACAGGGUACACAAAGAUACAAAGAUCAAGCACUUAUUAAUAUUAUAUUAGUAGUACAAUGAGUAGUGGUAGUGUUAGUUUUAUCAGAGUAUUAAGUGAAGUAUUGUGAAAGUGAUGCAACAUAACUUAUUUAAUCUGUUGGGUUUUUGUGCUAUAUUAAUAUUUUUCUUUGUACAAGGAUGAAAAACCAAUAUCUACCUCACUGCAACAUCACAGUAAACCACAGUGACUGUAUCGUUCAGCAAAGGGCAUGGACACACACGACAACACUACAGGGAAGUUGUCUCUAGCUCAAGUGCAGCUGAUGGCACCAAGUCAAUAUUCUACCUAUUUAAGUCUGUUUUUAUAUUUAUGAGGAUUGUUAUAUUAUGCACCGUAUAGUUGACACACUAUCAAACGUUAUCUUGUAGACAGUCGGACUGCAGGAAGGGAAGCACUCUUUGGUUAUGACGUGUUAUAAAUAUGUGUUUUUUGAUGUUCUACUUGAACAAUCACAUUUCAUACAAACCCCAGGUUUCAAGCUAUGUUUUGUAAGUUUUUAUUUAAAUGAAUCGAAAAAUACAUUUGUAAACAUUUUAAUUGAAAGUCAAUAAACUACAAUGAUGUUACUGAACAGAGAGAAGUGUGUUAAGUUCUGUAAGAUAGUUCUUCACACAAAUUCACAGUGUAGCAUCUCUGAUGGUGAUAAACGUUGGGUAUCCUGCCAUCUACUGGCGCAUCUGUGGCAAUGCUGCCACAAACAAUGUGUCCCUCAAUAUUUUGCAACUUUAUUCAAACAAACAAACCUUGUGCAUUCACACAGUCUCUGACUCAACAUGGUACAUAAUGAGAUUUCUGACUCAGUAGUCUGGAUGUUGAAAUGGAAGGAAGGAAGGCACAAGGUAUACUUGUCAAUAAUUGUAGCAAAAGCAUGUUUGGAAGUCAUCAAGAGCAGACCGACAUACACACUUUCCAUAUUGAACACACACUGAUUGUAUGUUGACAAAAUGUAAACAAAAGCAGGGUUAUUACAUAC